Messenger RNA from Cryptomeria japonica (Japanese cedar), 1118 nucleotides. Its product is annotated as replication protein A 14 kDa subunit. Lineage: Eukaryota; Viridiplantae; Streptophyta; Pinopsida; Cupressales; Cupressaceae. The transcript is spliced from 2 exons. Gene Ontology annotation, molecular function: DNA binding. Bases 207 to 530 code for a protein of 107 amino acids. Gene Ontology annotation, biological process: DNA recombination; DNA repair; DNA replication. Gene Ontology annotation, cellular component: nucleus. The record is from RefSeq and is a predicted model, not a curated record.
UCCUCGCGUCCGCUCCCGCGUUCAGCACAAUGCCAAAAUGCCAAAAUUUUGGGCGCACAAAUACAUCUAAAAGUCUCCAAAUACUCAUUCAAAUACAUCCUGGCCAAAUUCGGCAGCCAUUGGCAAGUCCAUAAAAGCUGUUAGCCAAAGAGACAAGGCCUUAGCUGAAAAGAAAGUCAACUACUAGGGUUUUUAGUUCUAAAAAAAUGGAUACAUCAAAUCCUGCUGUAAUUGUGAAUGGAGAAGUCAUCAGGAGGUACAUUGGGAGGAGAGUAAGGUGCGUAGUCAGGGUUGUAAGAAGCGAAGGAGGGGUUCUAAUGGGCCAGACUUCAGAUGGCCAUCAAAUAUCCGUGAAACAAGCGCCUCCUGCAUUAUCUUUGUCGCAGUUUGUGGAAAUUAUUGGUGUUGCAGAGAGUGCAGGUGCUAUUAUGGCAGAAAUUUGUACCAAUUUUGGCGACAAUUUUGACAUGGCCUCACACAAUCAACUCUGCCAGUUGGCUAAUUCAGAGCACCAGUCUCUGUUCAUCUGAAAGAUGCAGCUUUGUUUUGAGGAUGAUUUUCUCAUAAGCAUUCACCAUUUUAUAGAGAAUAUCUGAAUUAGCAUAAAAGGAUAUAUUGAGUUAGAGCUUACAAGGAACCUAGUUGUAUAAAAUUUUCUGAGAAAGUAGCAUCUUGCAGUCCUACAUGAAUGGAACAUUGUGAACAAUGAAAGCCUUUAAUCAAAAUUCUUUGCCUUGGUUGUUCUAUGUCAGUAAAAAAACAAAAGUUUCUCCAAAUUCUUUGGAGGUGAAUUUUGUGGGUACUCUGAUUCUGAAUGGAUAAUUUUGAUGGUCGAGUCAAUUCCUCUAUAGUCCUGAUUCCCAUGGUCAAAUCAAUCUCUACGAUCAAAUGUGUAAGAAUUUCUGAAGGGUGAAAGGGCAAUGCAUUAUUUCUUGUAUCCAUAGAAACCGUAGAUGAAGUAUUUUAGACUAUCUGGUAAAGCCUUUUUUUAAAUAACAAUGCUAUGCUUCAUGGCAUUUUAUAAUUAUCUGUUAUCUGAUGGGGAGGUAUUGUUUUCUUAUGUAUAUUCUUAUGCUUGUACAAUGAACCAUCUAUGAAAAAAUGCUUUGUAUUUUUAA